GAGUAGAAAUCUGUUGCCAUGAGAAACAUUUGACAUUUAAUAAAGUUGAUCAAUUUUUAAAAAGCAUGAAAUUGAAGAUCACAUUGCAAUAUUGCAUUGCAUAGAGCUGUGAUUACAACUGCAUGAUUUUUCAAAUGAGCAAUCAUUAAAUACAUGAGUUCAAAACAGCGUGUAGCGAGGAAUAAUUCAUCAUUUUUAGUUGAAGAACAAAGUUUUAAGAUGUCUUCCUCGAUGUUAACCGCUGUAGAUAAAGAAAAUGAAAACGAAAGUGCAAUUAAAACCGCCGUCACUCCAAUGCGUUGGUUUGUUUUGUUUUUGUUCUCAUGUUACGUAAUAUUACAAUAUUUCUCUUGGAACAUUUUUGGACCUAUAUCUUCUUCUGUCAAAAAAACAUUUCAUUGGAAUAACACUGACAUAUCUAUGUUGGCUAACUGGGAUACAAUUCUGUUUGUUAUAUUUUCUAUGCAAAUGUAUUGGUUAGUGCAACGAAACGGUCUCCGAAUUACACUACUUAUGUCGUUGUCAAUGAUGACUAUUGGAGCUAUCUGUAGAUGCAUCCCUUUAAAAAAUGACUGGGCAAAGUGGAUAUUAAACACAGGACAAAUUUUUAAUGGUCUUGGCGGAAUGUUAGCCCAAGCCGCUGCUCCCUUUCUUUCAAGUACUUGGUUUCCCGCUAAACAACGAACAACUGCUACCGCUAUUGCUUCAUUAUCGUGUCCGCUUGGCAUUGCUAUUUCUCAUUUGGUUGGUCCUGCAUUUGUGCCAGAUUUAAUAAUAAAAAAUGAAUCAAAUCCUUUUGACAAACAGAAUAUUGCUUCAAGAUUAAUCAUGCGCUCAAGAAUCGAAUAUUUAAUGUAUCUAGAAUUUGCAUUGUCAGCUUUGCUUCUUUUCGCAUCAAUUUUUUGUUUCCGAAACAAGCCACCAUACCCUCCUUCAAAUUCAGCAUCACUUGAAAAAAUAAAAUUUAAAAUUGGAUUAGUUAAACUUAUAAAAAUCAAAGACUUUUGGCUUAUAAUGGCAGUCGCCUCUUCAGUUACUGGAGUUUAUAGUGGAUGGGGCGCUAUGUUAGCUGUCAAUCUGAGAGGCAAUGGACUUGAUAUUUCUCAAAAAGAAUGUGGUCUAGUUGGUUUCAUUACCACUAUGUCAAGUGUGUUUGGUGGAAUUAUGGUCGGUAAACUAGCUGAUAGAUUUAAUUGUAGGCUAAAACUUAUUAUUGUUGUUUUGUAUUCCAUUGCAUCUACUACCUUUUUAUGGAUUACGCUGAUAUGUGAAAAAAUUGCACCUUUCUCCAAAGCAAGUGUGUAUAUUUCAUGCAUUAUCGGUGGUUUUUGCAUAAAUGGAUCAAUUCCAUUGUUAUUUGAAUUGGUAGUGGAGCUUACUUAUCCUGUGCCAGAGACCGUUAGCAUUGCGUUUAUUAGUGUUGUCAACAAUUUGUUUGCGUUUAUCUUUUUGCUUAUACUUGGGAUCCCUAAUAUAGGAGUUUCGUGGAUGAACUGGUGUUUAUUUGCAAUAUGUAUUACGUCAUUGGGUCUGCUUUUCUUUGUCAGUGAAAACUAUAAAAGAAUGAAAAUUGAUGAAAAAAAUCAAGAGAUAUUUGAAAAAUAACAACAUAUUAAUACUAAA
Messenger RNA from Hydra vulgaris (swiftwater hydra), 1623 nucleotides. RefSeq names its product solute carrier family 49 member 4 homolog. NCBI's taxonomy places the organism in Eukaryota, Metazoa, Cnidaria, Hydrozoa, Anthoathecata, Hydridae. Gene Ontology annotation, cellular component: intracellular membrane-bounded organelle; membrane. Gene Ontology annotation, biological process: transmembrane transport. The record is from RefSeq and is a predicted model, not a curated record. Gene Ontology annotation, molecular function: transmembrane transporter activity.